GUUUGGUUUGAAAGAGAAGAAAGGCGAAGGCGGUAGUGUCGAGAAACGUUGCCAAAUUUUGGCAUCAUUUUGGACAUUUAACUAUACUUAGUAACUAUACUUGGUAAUACUGUUGUCGCCUUUUCCUCGGAUAUCUUGCACAGUACAAAAGUACCACUUUCUCACAAGCGGUUGCUUCUGUCGCCUGCUUGCUAACGGCCGACUUUGGCUUAUUGGCGUGUUGUAAACAAUGGACAAACGAUCAAAAGCACGGUGAUAAACGUGAGCCCGACUAUUCAAUUUUAGCAAGAUGGAGUCACUUAACACAUUUGAAUCGGAGAUGGAGACUGAUGGACAGGGAAGUUAUUCUCUAUUUCCAUCUCUGGAUAGCAUCGCUGGCCUGUCUGGAACAACUGAUACAUUGGAGGGUGAACCGCCCAGUGAAAUUGCAGCAAAGCCAAACCUCACCUGGCUUGAUGCUUCUCAGAUUGUUUUGGAGGAAGCGGGACAUCCCAUGCACAUAAAGGAGAUCAAGCAACGGAUCAUCGACCGAGGACUUGUUCAGUCCAAUGCAAAGUCAAGUCUGGAAGCGGUCAUGUAUCGCGAGUCUCACAUUAUGUUUCAGACACAAAAAGGCAGCAGGAGAUUCAAGAGGAUUGAGAACAGAAAUGGAGUCUUUGCAUUGCUGACAGAUGAUGAGCGGCAGCAGGCUCUGAAGGCCUUUGCCACCCAAGCCUUCCUAGGCACGCCGCAGCAGAACACGGCCUCCGUUUCAGGAUCCGGGGGCAGCAGUGGCGCUCCCUUUCCAUCCAUAGCCAAUUCAGAGAACAAAGUAAAAAUGAGGAGAGGUACACGUAAAAAAAUGAAUGAAAAGUAUCGUCUGAAGUACCAUCGACUGCGAAAAGCAGCACGUGCCUUGAUAUUUCAAAAUGCAGCUUUGCAUGAUGAAGCUGCCCAUUUAGAAGAGAAGGUUUUAAGAGCAAAGGAAGAGCGGCAAUUGCUGCUGUUGCACUACCAGUCUCUAUCAGAGGGUGACUUUUUACCCACGCCCAGCUCCACCAUUCAUUCCGCUGUGCCACCGACCACAACAGGCUGUGGCUCUGGAGUACCAGCUGGCGUGUGUGGAGCACACAACCUCUCACCAAUUGUAGCAGUGGAUGAGGGGCAAAUUAAAAAACCCAAGAAAGAACGCAAAGAGCGAGCCAGAGAGAAUGGAAAGGAUGAGAUUCCUAAGAAAAUGACAAAAAAGAGAAAACUGGCUGAUGGUUCCCGGAAACUGGUGCAACCCAUCCCACUUGACUCCAGUGGUCGCCCCGUCUUCCCCAUUGUGCUCGGAGGUUUAACAGUGUACAGCUUGGGCGAGAUCAUCACUGACAGAAUGUUUUUCCAUGACGAAUGUGCUAUCUACCCAGUGGGCUUUUGCAGCACUCGGGUUUUUGCCAGCAUGAAAAAUCCCGAGCUACAGUGCCUCUACACCUGCCAAAUUAAAGAUGGAGGAAGCGGACCACAGUUUGAGAUAGUACCUGAAGAUGAUCCCAAGAAUGCCAUCGUGGCUUCUUCUGCCCUGACGUGCCACUCCAACCUGCUAAAGGCAAUCGCCUCAGUCAGUUCCAAGACUGUCGCCCCGAUUGUGCCAUCUGGAGCAGACUUCUUCGGCUUUUCUCAUCCCACCAUACAGAAUCUCAUCCAGAGUUGCCCAGGAGCGCGCAAGUGUAACAACUAUCGAUGGAUACGUUUUGAAGUGUGUCGCCCAGGCGAUGGGCAGAAUUUGAUUCCUCACAGCCUGUCUGACGAUGACCCCUCCAUCAACUUUGAGGCCUAUCAGCAACACCGACGCUUUAGCGACAAGACGGAGCAAAUCGCAGCACAGGCACCGCAGUGUCCUAGUGCCUUGCAUCUGGCUGUUGCCUCGGUGAAGCCGUCGACCUCCUUUUUCAGCUCCUGAAGUUUCGGUGCCUAAAAUGCCCCUAAGGUCAUAACAGUUCUAGAGAGAAAAAAAAUAAAUUAUCGCAAUAAAUACCUUAAAACUAUAUAUUUUUUGUGUGUGUCACCUUCAUCUUUAUUGAUGGCCCUGGUAUGCAUGGAUUUUUGUGUGUGUGUGUCUGCUAUUGUGCCACCAAACAUAAGGUUGUUUAACAUGUGUU
This is a messenger RNA of Corythoichthys intestinalis (scribbled pipefish), 2123 nucleotides long. It is a transcript of the gene fyrd1, whose product is annotated as transforming growth factor beta regulator 1. NCBI's taxonomy places the organism in Eukaryota, Metazoa, Chordata, Actinopteri, Syngnathiformes, Syngnathidae. Gene Ontology annotation, biological process: regulation of DNA-templated transcription; regulation of cell cycle. The record is from RefSeq and is a predicted model, not a curated record. Gene Ontology annotation, cellular component: nucleus. The transcript is spliced from 15 exons. Bases 290 to 1924 code for a protein of 544 amino acids.